AUGCGACACUUCCGCAGAGGUCACUUCCGUGUACGUCACUUCUGUUUCCAUUGGCAACUUGAGGACGCGGGGAUUGUCACGAAUAAAAUGGCAGAAGUUGAGGAAUCUCUCCAGAGAGUGGAAGCUAAUAGGACCGUGAUUGGAACGAUCGUCGCCAAUAAAGAAGGUAUCCCAGUCCGAUCAACGUUUGAGAACUCCAAGGCUGCAAAGUACGCAGGACUCCUUCGUCAUCUGACCAUAAUGGCCACCAGCACAGUGAGGGACAUUGACCCUCAGAACAAUCUCACUGUCCUACGCAUUGGCACUAAGAAUCAAGAAAUCAUGAUCGCACCUGAGAACGACUGUCUGGUCAUCGUCCUCCAGAGGUGUGAUGGCUGAGGUGCCCUAAUGUGUUACCAUUCAAGGGAAGUCCUGAAUUGUUCCUGAUGAUGGUUCCAAGGAGAUGGAUCCUGUUUCAGAUGACUUUGGGUUGAAAGGCAGGCUACAACCGGGACUGGGGGAUGAAAAUUAAUGACAAAUUUAACAAUUACUAGUACUGCACAGUGGUUGACUGGUACAAAAAACAAACAAACAAA
Hippocampus comes (tiger tail seahorse) is the source of this 575-nucleotide messenger RNA. Its product is annotated as dynein light chain roadblock-type 2. The transcript is spliced from 4 exons. The record is from RefSeq and is a predicted model, not a curated record. NCBI's taxonomy places the organism in Eukaryota, Metazoa, Chordata, Actinopteri, Syngnathiformes, Syngnathidae. Bases 1 to 378 code for a protein of 125 amino acids.